Molecule: messenger RNA, 8608 nt
Organism: Onthophagus taurus
Lineage: Eukaryota; Metazoa; Arthropoda; Insecta; Coleoptera; Scarabaeidae
Gene: dom
Product: domino helicase
Biological process (GO): chromatin remodeling
Cellular component (GO): Swr1 complex
Molecular function (GO): ATP hydrolysis activity; histone binding; ATP binding
Source: RefSeq, a predicted model, not a curated record
CGAUCGUCUCCGUAGCGCAACGGCAGUCGCCAUGUUUGAAGAGGGCGAUGCGUUGUCGUUGUGACCUCGUAAAAUGCUCAAAAUUCCGUACGAAUUUCGCGACUGACCGUUUACGUGGAGUAUCCAAUUGUUGCGCCCGUCGCGAUAUAAACGGUAAACGUGACUUUUUCGUCGGAUGGGCAGUUUUCACGUGGAAAUUUAGUGAUACAUGAUGAAGUGUAGACGAUGAGUGACGAAGCGGUGGGGGCUGGUCAAAGUGGUCAGCCCCCAAAGGAAGACGUCUCUACGCGACCACCAAUUCAAUAUACACAAGUGGGUGGGCGCCAAUACAUUAUUUCUUCAACAUUAGCCACAUCGCAGAGUCAUAACAUGCCUGCCUUAGCACAGAUAACUACCGGAAAUGUAACACAUUUAAUUAACUUAAGUCCUGUUCGAAAUCAAGCGACGACAUUACGUCCGAGUUUAACAAAUCAAAGCAUAGUGAACGCGCUAACAAAAUCUCCUCGCACCUCGAAUACUAACGUACGGCUGCAGUUAUUUUCUAGUGGUAGCACAGACACCAUUCAACAGCAGCAACCAAGGGCACCAGUAAAACGUUCGCUUUCAUCCACAUCGCCCGAAAAAAAGGACACAUACUCGGUGAAAUUACAACGAGUGAUGAAUCAUCGGAACGUUCGGUCGAAAAUCGUCAAAGAAAAGUACAAUGAGCAUUUGCUUGAGUGCUUUUUUCUCGAGUGCGGUGGUAAUAUACUUGAUCUCUAUCAAUUCGCAAAGCGGCCGAGGACUCAGCAGUUUGUGAACUAUCUCAAGGAAAAUGCCAUUGAUCCUAAGGAGCAUGUCGAAGAUAUUACCGCAAAAGUUAAUGUUCCCCCCACACCUCCAGCUGCAACCGCAGUUAGUUCUUUACCUGGUAGUACAGUUACGACUAGUACACCAGUUUCUACCAUGGUUACUACUUCACAUGUAUCUCAAGCAGUUGCUACACCAACAGAAGUGAAUUCAACGCCUAAAUUAAGUGUAGGGAAUAAAACAAAAACUGGUGGGUUUACAAAUUCUAGUGGAGGUGGUGGCGGAAAUCAAGAACUUAUUGUUGAAAGAGCUAAACAAGAAGCAUAUGUUGUACAAAGAAUUAGUGAUUUACAAAAAGAAGGUCUCUGGUCUGAAAGGCGAUUGCCAAAAGUACAAGAGACAGUUAGAGGAAAAGUUCACUGGGACUUCUUGCUGGAGGAGAUGGCCUGGUUAGCGACGGAUUUUGCGCAGGAACGCAAGUGGAAAAAAGCGGCAGCAAAAAAAUGUGCGAGAAUGGUCCAAAAAUAUUUCCAAGACAAAGCACUAGCUGCUCAAAAGGCUGAAAAAGCCCAAGAGCAGAAUAUUCGACGUUUGGCGAAUUUUUGCGCGAAAGAAAUUAAAAUGUUUUGGAGUAACGUUGAGAAAUUGGUUGAAUAUAAACUUAACACUCGGUUAGAAGAAAAACGUAAAAAGGCUCUUGACCAACAUCUCAGUUUUAUUGUUGACCAAACCGAAAAGUAUUCCCAGUUGUUAGCUGAAGGUAUGAAUAAACCUCUAGAACCUGCAGCUCCCGUCGUACCAAUCAGCAACGCAUCGUCUCGUUCCGAAUCUAGGGUUAAUUCAGAUGAGGAAUUUCGUCCAGAUAGCGAAAAUAGUUCAGAUGAUGAAGAAACAAUCGCUCAAGAAGAAGCCACUAACAAAGAAGAAGAAAGCGCGGAAGUGGCGGCGCUUCAAAGAGAAUCCGAAAUGGACUUUGAAUCGUUUUUGAACGAAUUACCCAAAGAUUAUUUACAAAAUAGAGAUAAAAUUCGAUUAAGUGAUGCGGAAUCUGAUAUGGAAAACGAAUCGGAAAUUAAAGAAUCUGAAAAACCAUCUAAAAAUAAAGAUGGCGAUUUUGUUGCCCACUCCUCCAGUGAUGAAGAUAACGAAGAUACCAUACAAGAACAAGAAGACGCCGAAGGUCAACAAGACCAUAAAAAAGAAUUAGACGAUUUAGAAGCAGAAAAUGAAAUGAGUAUAGAAGAAUUAAGGAAGAAAUACGCAAAUUUACCGCCUAUAAAUGAAGACACGAAUAUGUCCGCAUCUACAGACGAAUUUGUUCCGUCUAUGGAUGAAGGCAGUUCAUCUGACGAAGCUUCAAGUGAAGAUGAAAAACCUUUAGAUAGUAGCGAACAUGACGAAGAAGAUGAAGUCGGAUUAAAAUUGUUGUUAGAUGAUGAUGAAAUGACUGUUGAAUCACAAAAGGAUGAUGAGGGAGAGGAUAAAAAGACUGAUAAUAAUGAUCUUAUCAAUGACGCUGCGGCUAUAGCGGAAAGUAUACAACCGAAAGGGAAUACUUUGUCUUCCACUAGUGUUGUCACUCCUGUUCCUUUUUUAUUAAAGUUACCAUUAAGAGAAUAUCAACACAUUGGUUUAGAUUGGUUAGUUACAAUGUUUGAAAGGAAAUUAAAUGGUAUCUUAGCUGAUGAAAUGGGUUUAGGUAAAACAAUUCAAACGAUAGCACUAUUAGCUCAUUUAGCAUGUGAAAAAGAAAAUUGGGGACCACACUUGAUUAUUGUUCCCACAUCAGUGAUGUUAAAUUGGGAGAUGGAAUGUAAGAAGUGGUGUCCAGCUUUUAAAAUUUUAACUUAUUAUGGAUCGCAAAAGGAACGGAAAAUGAAGCGCACUGGUUGGACGAAACCGAACGCUUUUCAUAUUUGUAUCACAUCCUACAAGUUAGUUAUUCAAGAUCAUCAGAGUUUUAGAAGGAAAAAAUGGAAGUAUUUAAUUUUGGAUGAGGCACAAAAUAUUAAAAAUUUUAAAUCGCAAAGGUGGCAGUUAUUGCUUAACUUUCAAACACAACAACGAUUAUUACUAACUGGUACUCCCCUUCAAAACAAUUUAAUGGAAUUAUGGUCUUUAAUGCACUUUUUAAUGCCUAAUGUAUUCCAAUCUCACAGAGAAUUUAAAGAGUGGUUUUCUAAUCCUGUUACAGGAAUGAUAGAAGGAAAUUCUGAGUACAAUGAAAGCAUUAUUAAAAGAUUACAUAAGGUGUUGAGACCGUUUUUAUUAAGAAGGUUAAAAUCUGAAGUUGAAAAACAAAUGCCAAAGAAAUACGAACACAUCAUUAUGUGCAGAUUAUCAAAAAGGCAACGAUUUCUUUAUGAUGAUUAUAUGUCACGGGCAAAAACUAGAGAAACUUUAGCAAGUGGAAAUCUUUUAAGCGUAAUCAACGUUUUAAUGCAACUUAGAAAAGUUUGUAAUCAUCCAAAUCUGUUUGAAGUGAGACCAACAAUAUCUCCAUUUCAUUGUGAGGGAAUAGUUCAACACAUUCCGUCUUUAGUCUACAGUUUAUUUGAAUAUAAUCCAUUAAAGCACAUAAAUUUGACAGCUAUGAAUUUGAAUCUACUCGCCAUGGAAAUCCAUCUCAGCGCUUACCAAUGUUACAGAAUGCGUCAAUACCAAUCGCCCAAACGACUUAUUGAAGAGAUUGGUUUUAGUGAUGUUGAAGAAAUUCCAUGUCCACCCCCAACAAGAUUAAGUAUGCAGGUUCGGAAAAUCGAUUCUGGAAAUAAAGAACUUAAGACUGAACCUAAGGAGGAAACUGUUAAAGCUACUGUACAGUCUAUUACUCCAGUGAAUACGAAAAUGAAAUUUCCUGCUGGUAGCGUCCAAAUCCUUCCACAAGGUAUUGUUGUGUCCCAGGCACCAACCGUCCAAUCAACAACAACUAACGUGAAUUUGUCCAGCGUUUUAAAACCAACUGAUAAAAUAACGGUACCUUCGGGGGUUGCACGUUUAGUUCAAACGUCUAUGGGAAAACACAUAUUGUUUACACCAUCAUCGGUCGCUUCAACUUCAAAUUUAAAUUUACCAAUAAAUCCUACAGUAAUGACAUCAGAUCAACGUUUUGUGAUAUCACCUUCAGUAUGCAAUCAACCUCAAGUAUUAACGAAAGCUGUAGUAAAAGUUCAUUUGUCAUCAGUUCCUACAACAACAAGUACAACAGUGACCGGUUCGGCGCCAGAAUUUAAAAUUGAAGAUCGUAAUUCUCAUCCUGCCAAAACUGUUACAUCUAAAUACAUUGAGAAAUUGUAUGCUAACAAAUCUAACAAACGUGAAUUGGACGUUCGAUGGUUGAAAAAUGAUGAAAAUAAAAAGGAUAAUGAUAUCAUUUGUGCAAGAAAAAAUCGUCUUGAUUUAUUAGCGAGAGUAAAUUCAAAACGGUGUAAUAGUAUACCAUUAUACGGUAAAGAUUUUCGUGAUGCGGUUAAAAUUACAACAAAUUCUAAGAUGACUCCAUGGGGCGAUGGGUUUAUAUAUACAGAACGUUAUAGUUCAAACUUAAACAUAGACACGGCCAAUUGUCUUCAAGAAUUAGUAUGUAACCCCGCAAAACGUAUAGAAGAAAUGACGGAAAUAUUUAAUAGAUUCAUUGUUUUUGUGCCAUCGGUGCACGCACCACAACCAGAUCUACAUGUGCGGAAACCUAUUCCAAGCAUUUACAAUCGUUUGAGAGUUGAAAAACUUGAGCUUUCCCAAAAAUUGUUAAAACCAACAACAAUAUUACACCCAAUCGUUUCUGCAAUGGUUACCCAAUUUCCCGAUCCUAGACUCAUACAAUAUGAUUGCGGUAAAUUACAAACUCUCGAUCAUCUGUUAAGAAAAUUAAAACACGAAAGUCACAGGGUAUUAAUUUUUACGCAAAUGACGAAAAUGUUGGACGUUUUGGAGGCGUUUUUGAAUUUUCAUGGUCACAUUUAUCUUCGUUUAGACGGAACGACGAAAGUAGACCAAAGACAAAUGCUUAUGGAACGUUUUAAUGGUGAUAAACGAAUUUUUGCAUUUAUUUUAUCAACAAGAUCUGGCGGUAUUGGUGUCAACUUAACCGGCGCUGAUACUGUAAUAUUUUAUGAUUCGGAUUGGAAUCCCACAAUGGAUGCGCAAGCGCAAGACAGGUGUCAUAGAAUUGGCCAAACUAGAGAUGUUCAUAUUUAUAGACUGAUUAGUGAAAGAACUAUUGAGGAGAAUAUCUUGAAGAAAGCUAAUCAAAAGAGAUUGUUGGGCGAUUUGGCGAUUGAAGGUGGAAACUUUACAACUGCUUAUUUCAAAAGUUCUACAAUUCAAGAUCUAUUUAACAUUGAUAACUCUGAAGAAUCUGCAACAACAAGAAUGUCUGAAGUUAUUGAAUGUAACCGAGAACGUGAGAAAAAUCACAUUGAAAGUAACAGUACAUCUCCAACUAUUCCUGAGGACAAAGCAGCUAUAGGUGCUUUAGAAAAUGCCCUUGCUGCUUGUGAAGACGACCAAGAUGUACAAGCUGCUAGGACAGCUAAAGCUGAAGCAGUGGCCGAUCUUGCUGAAUUUGACGAAAAUAUUCCACUUGAUGAUCAAGAAAAAGAUAAAGAACCAGAAAUUAGCAAGGCUGAACAAGAAGUGGAGAAUUUAAUUAAACAGUUAAGACCUAUUGAACGUUACGCGAUGCGAUUCAUUGAAGAAACGGAAGCGGCGUGGUCACCGGAACAACUAGCGGCAGCAGAACGCGAGAUCGAGGAGCAAAAAUUGGAAUGGGAGCGCAAUCGAUUAGCGGCAAUGAAAGAAGAAGAAGAGAGGAGGGCACGCGAGCUGGAGGAGGAUAACGAGCUGUUGACGUUCAGCAGGGAGGACGCUAUCAAUCAGGUUUGGGUUUCGGAUAAUACAAUGGAACUUAUGCCUAUGUGGUGUCCACCAACUCCGCCUCAACAAGACACAGAUGUUUACAUAGAUCAAACAAUGGCAUUCCUCUAUGAUAUAAACGUAAUGUCUGAAAGUCAACUCCCACCAGUUUACGUUAAAAAAGAUAACAAACGUAAUCGUCACGAAUCGGGUUUGGUCGACAGUCGAAGACCGUUUAAAAUUCAUAGAAAAGAUGAUACCAUGUAUGCUCCGCCUAGAUCAUUGUUUGAACGUCCAUCUCCUGCUUUAAUGAAAAUGCGUCGAGAUCAUAAGUUGCAAAAGUAUCGAGGUAUUAUACGACCGCCGGUUCCUUUACCUGGAGUUAAGUUACAACCGUCUAAACCGACGGUGGAACCGCCGUGUUUCCACAAUUGGACAAUCUAUGAAGAUAUGACUCUGUUGAAAGUGAUACAAAACUUCCAAAUGUUGCCUUUGAAUUUGAGUUUGAUUAAUCCUGGACAUACGCCUAAUUGGGAUUUUGUUUCUGAUUUCGUUAACACAGUUUCUGUGACUUAUAGAAGUCCUAAGCAAUGCAGACAUCGAUAUGAAUCGGUUAUUAUGCCUAGAGAAGAAGGAAAACAGGUGUUAGACACGUCCUCACGAAAGAAGAAAAUCAAGGGUAACUUACCGUACAAAUUUCCCACGCAGAACAAAUCUGGAAGACCUCUUAGGACUUCCCAACUCUAUGCCCAGGACAACAAUGCAACAUUUUCACAAAUUAUGACUUCACGUUUCGACGCGUUGAAAGUAAACACAACCCGAAGAACUACCACGUCCAGGUCUACAUCCACUUCCGGAACUGUGAAACUUCAUCCCAAACACGCCGCUUUAUUAAACGAUUGCGGCAUCGAUAUCGACCACCCCGUUUUACCAGGAGAUGUUGCUACGCGUCGCGCUGAACGGUUAGCUAGAGAAAAGAAACCGCAAGAUCAACAAAAUUCGCAAAGGUUGUUGAAAGGUGUUGCUGGAACCGUACAAACUCAAACAACCCCAUCACAAGCUGGAUCUUCAAAUAGUACGCAACAAACUGUUGUUUCAACCGUUAGUCAUGUUGUUACUCAAACAACCAGUAAUGUUGUUGCUGUUUCUACGACAACGAUUACUCCAAGUACACCUCCAGCUCAAGCUACAAUUCGAACGCAACGCAUAGUAGCAUCCCCACUUCAAACAACAGCUGGAGUUCCAGUGGCCAGUUUAAACGCCACUCAACUUCAGCAAACCACUCAAAGAUUAAUCGUUUCUGGAACUCCAGUCCAAGCUAAAGCCAUCGUAAGUGGCACUGCUGCUGGUAAAACAAUAACUCCAGCUCAACAGCAAAUUAUUCGACAAGCAAUGUUGAAACAGCAGCUUCGCUUACAAACGGGUGGCUUAACAGCCGCUCAAGCCGUUAAAACCACCACUGUAACAAUCGCUGGACAACCAGCUGUACAAGUUCAGUUCACUCAAGCUCAACCAAGAGCUCAAGUUAGUUAUGUAAAACAAGGAACAGCGGGUAUAAAUAAACAAGCGAUCGCUCGAGUAGCAGAUAGUGAAGUAACUCAGUUAUUAAAACAAAGACAACUUCAUCAAAAAGUGUUAACAGCUUCGUCGCAACCUUCGAGUAUUCAAAGUAUAACACCCCAAAGUUUUGUACAAACUAUACAGCAGGCGGGAAGUUCAGGAACGCAAGUUGCGACUUUGGUGAAAGCAGUAUCAAGCACCGGGGUAACACAGACUGUGACAAUUCCUGUAACUGGGGUAACUUUGGGACAAGUUAAAGCCUUAGCACCAGGUGCCACUAUAAAAACGAGUACACCCCAACAAAUCCGACACAUUCAAUUUCAACAACAAAUGUUGGCCCAGAAGAAAAUAUUUAAUCAAAAAAUUGGAAUCGCUCAAGUUACAGGGAAACCUGGUGUGUCGACCCAAUUAAUUGUUGGAUCAAAACCCUUAACUGGACCACUUAAUAUGCAACAAUUCCAACAAGUUAUUAAAACACCUCUAACUGUGCAACAAACUCCUGUGGUGUUAGCAAAAGGUACACCAAGGGUUAUUCCUGUAAAUACUGGACAAGGAAAUAAGCCAACAAUACAAGUUGUAGCUGCGACAUCUCAAGGUAUAACAACAACAAUACGUCCUCAAGGAUCUUCAACACUUGCAGGAGCAUUGGCAGGUUUAAAAGUACCUUCAAAUGUAACAUCACCAACUCAUUUAUUGUCGCAAGUAACAGCAGCGUUACAAAAUCAAUCUGUUGUAAGACAAGGUAGUCCCGUUCGUAUACAGACGUCGUCUGGCUCGGGAAUUAAUACAAAUAGUCCUAUUGUGACGGUUUCGAUGCAAUCGGGUGUUACCGUUAAUCAAACGGUAUCUUCACCCCAAUCGAAUACCGAAAAAGACCGCGAACAAGUAAGUAAUAGGCUUUUAAAAAAAUAAUUUGAUCCGUUUUUCUUUUGUAAUAAUUUACUACUGAUGUUUUCUUUUGUAAUUGUAUCGUUAAUGUACUGAAACAAACCUUAAGAAAAAAAAUAUGUUAUAUAAAACGUGUAUAUAAUAAUUAUAAUAAAAUAGUCUUUUUGUUGGUAUUUUGUUUAGGUUACUUUCAGCACAUGAACGUAAGUAAAAUGUUUUUCUUUUUCGUCAUUUCAGUAUUCCAACCGUUAAUUCCAUUAUUUAUAGUAAAAAAAAAUACUUAAAUUAUAUCGUUUUUGUUUAUAGUUUAACGCUAAGCGAUUUUCUUACUCAUAAUAAUUUGUAAAUGUUAUCCUUUUUCUCUUAUCUGUGAUAUGUUCUACUAAAAUUGGCCCUCCCAAAUUACGAUGAACAAUAAAAGGGAUAAACGCAUUUUUUAUGCUUUUAGUUUUUUUUUUCAUUCUCUAAAGUUUUUGUAGUACAUUUGUUUCUUAAAUAAACAUUAUACGUUUCUAAA